AAUACUCGCACCAUAACUAAUCCUCAUCUUCACUAAUCAACCUUUGUUUCUCUGCAUGCACAGACAAUCCUUUGGCUCGCCGAGCUCCAAGCUCCGCAUCCAUGGCGGAGAAGAGAAUUCAAUCGCCGAUGAUCAGAAGCGUCAAUUGAUCAUCCACGACGACGACGAUGAUGGUAAAGACAUCAAACCUCGCCGAUUGUCGUUCUCGCCUUCUUCGUUGUCUCCGACGUCUCCGUCGUUCACGUCGCUUACUAAGCCUGAGAAGCUCAUUCACCUGAUUCCUGUUCUUACUCUACUUUGCCUCCUCAUUCUUUACCUAAAUUCUCACAGUCCUUCGCAGUCUGACUUGGCUCAGUUUAACGGAUUCAAGCAUCCCUCGAAGCAUUUAGAACCAACCGAAAUCAGUGAUGCUGGUCGAUUUAUUGAUUCUCGGAGAGGCGAUAAUUUGGGGAUCCGAAGCCUGAAGAACUUGCAAGAAGUUGAUAAAAACGUCUCAAAAUCUCGUCUCCACAGGAAAAUAGCCGAUUUCUAAGCGGCCUUCUCUAAGUUUAUCCUGCUUUCUCCUUUUCUUUCCUCGCUAGUUCAAUAAGUCCGCACGUAUCGGUCACACUUUCACGUGCGAGCAUUUUAAUUUCUUGUUUUCUUAAAGCAAAUAUCUUAUCUGGCAAGCUACGUUGUGGCACUCGAUCAAUCAUUUGAUCAGCCUUUUCUCGAGAAAAUAUGUUUCGUAUAUAAAACAUAAAAGAGUAGAAAAAAUUACAUGGAGUUUGAAAAUAUUUUUAGACUAAAGAAUUCAAAUAAGUGCGCAUUUGGAGGUUCUGCUGCAGUGAUUUGGGAUCGAGCUCCAGAUGGGAAUUCGGACGGUCAAAACACCUCGAAUUGCGGCUUCGACACCAGCCAGAAAGUUGCACUAAUCGCAGGAGCAUAUUAACUGCUUCAACGGUGAUAAUCUUAUUCUUGAUUUGAUCUGAUGUUUUUCUUUCUGUUACUGUAAUCAAGGCUGCUCGUGUAAUUAAGGUGAUAUAAAAGAACAAUUUCAAAUUUAAAUGCAUUUAUAGAAGUUCCCUUGACUGAGAUCAUUGUAGCUAGGAGUUUAGGGGGGUGCAGAUAGUGAUUCAAUUGGUACAGGAUUGCUUCCAGGUGUUAAAAGUUGAGGGCGAUGACGAUGCAAUAAUUGGCGAGUUCAGACACAAGCCACAAAGAGUGUCGGUUGUCACGGACUAAUUGGUUCAUUCCACCUAGUAUUA
Hibiscus syriacus is the source of this 1247-nucleotide messenger RNA. RefSeq lists its product as uncharacterized. The record is from RefSeq and is a predicted model, not a curated record. The transcript has 3 exons. Lineage: Eukaryota; Viridiplantae; Streptophyta; Magnoliopsida; Malvales; Malvaceae. The coding region runs from base 56 to 532 and encodes 158 amino acids.